Molecule: messenger RNA, 688 nt
Organism: Colletotrichum godetiae
Lineage: Eukaryota; Fungi; Ascomycota; Sordariomycetes; Glomerellales; Glomerellaceae
Exons: 1
Coding region: 107-484 (125 amino acids)
Source: RefSeq, a predicted model, not a curated record
GUGAUAACAUGAUGCCCCAUUGAGCUUUACGAGAGACGUCUCUGGAACCGUCUUCAGCCGCGCCUGCCAAUAUUCAAGUCCAUCCGGCGGGCUGGCUACGAACCCAAUGGCAAUUUCGGCAAUGCAUACCUCACCAUCUCAAAGGGUCUCGACCGAGAAGCGAGAGACAACAGGUGGAGGGCGUGGUUUGCCUUACGAAACAAACACGCAUGCAGAGUGGUCCAGACUCCCUUAUAUGGAGAAGUUCUGCUCACCCUGUCCAUUUGGUACGGCAUUCAGGACCCCUUCAUACCGGAUAAAGCGGCUAAAUUUCACCCAUCUAGACUCAUGGCAUAGGCAUCCUAAUCGACAUAGGUUAGCCUUUCGGGUCGACACCGUCUCCACUCCGGAUCUCGGGGCCCGGACAGCUUCCGAGGACCGAAGUCUGAAAAGAUGGCAUUCUGCCCUUUUCCCAUAUCGAAGAGUCAUCCGAACUCCGCAAUAAUUGGAGUCGAGCUCUGUCCCGAGAGAAGCAAUGCCGUUCUCGGCAUGUGGAGUAGUUCCAAGGAGGCGGGAUACGCUUGGCCUUGCAUAUUUUCCUAGUGUCGGUGUAUUAUCACUAAUCGCUUUUCAACUUGUAGACUCACGGUAAAUCCCGUUCAUCGAGUUUGAAUCGAAGGGAGCUUUCUCGAUUCAUGGAAUUUACGAU